AUGGAGGAAUCGGUCUCGACAGAGGAGGUAGUUGGGUCUUGUUCAAAAUCGAGGUUAUCUGGACGGGCGGAUUGGGACGGAAGAUCGAGGUCUUUCAUCUUCUUGCGAGGCCUCCAUUCGUUGGCUAUUGGGGGAAUAAUCAGCUUUUUGAAUUCUGAAAUUUUUAGGUUUUCUAAGGAAUUGAAUUCUGCGAUGUAUUGUUUCGUGGUGGAUGAGAGAUCCUCUUGGUCUUUGGCGUCAGUUUGCGAACGUUUGAGGGGUAGAGGUUUUGAAGACAGAGAAAAGGAGAGCUUCAUGGUGUUGACGAUGGAGAAUCAAACGAACGAGAGAGCGAUGAUUGGGUUGGGGAAGAUGUAUGCUGGGUUGAGUUUUGUGUUAGAGUAA
Messenger RNA from Ilex paraguariensis (yerba mate), 384 nucleotides. The record is from the annotation of a GenBank genome assembly. Lineage: Eukaryota; Viridiplantae; Streptophyta; Magnoliopsida; Aquifoliales; Aquifoliaceae.